Molecule: messenger RNA, 1853 nt
Organism: Beta vulgaris subsp. vulgaris (sugar beet)
Lineage: Eukaryota; Viridiplantae; Streptophyta; Magnoliopsida; Caryophyllales; Amaranthaceae
Product: serine/threonine-protein kinase GRIK2
Exons: 12
Coding region: 310-1593 (427 amino acids)
Biological process (GO): intracellular signal transduction; protein phosphorylation
Cellular component (GO): cytoplasm
Molecular function (GO): ATP binding; protein serine/threonine kinase activity
Source: RefSeq, a predicted model, not a curated record
GAUUUCGGAGGCAAGAACCCUUGUACUUGACGAAACGUUGGCAACUUGGCACGUUUGUUUAACGGUUUAAGUCAAAAAAAAAAAAAAAACACAAUUUCUUUCUCUCUGAUCUUUUUCUUCCUCCUCUCUCAUCUCAUCCAUCGAAACCCUAAUUCGAAUAACACAGAAUCAAAGAGAACAUCAAUCACUUCAAAAUUCGUUGAUUGAUACAAAUUUCUUUUCAAUUUCCGACGUUUUUCGACCUAUAAAACAAAGAUUUCCAUGGCGUUGCCGUUAAAUUGCAAGUUAUGACACAUCGGUAGCAGAUUGAUGGAGAUGGGCUGCUGUGGUUGCUUUGGGUUUUCGAGACGGCGUAAAGCUAUUGCGAGGCCGGAGUUUCGAAUUGGCGGCUAUAGGAGCGUGCUUUCACAGAAGCCUUUGUUAGAUGGUGGAGGAGAAGAUGAUGUUGAUGAUGUGGAUGACGUGGAUGAUAGUUUUUAUAACGGGGAAUCUACUAACAUGACACAAGGGUAUGAUGAAAGUGAGGUGUCUACUGGGGCGAAACGAUCAGAAGAGAUUAUCAAUUUUAAGAUUAGAAAUGGGUUGGUUUGUAGGCAAUUCGAGGUCAAGGAAACGCGCAGACUCGUGCGUUCAGAGGAUGAAAAUGGAAUCAAGAUGAUUAAUGAGUAUAUCCGCGAGUUCAAAAUUGGGUCCGGUAGUUAUGCAAAAGUGGUUCUUUAUCGAAGCAGCAAAGAUGGAAAACAUUAUGCAAUAAAGGCUUUUCACAAGUCCCAUUUGUUAAAGCAACGGGUUGCACCUUCAGAGACUGCUAUGACAGAUGUUUUUCGGGAGGUGUUGAUUAUGAAAAUCGUGAGCCAUCCCAACAUAGUUAAUCUUAUUGAGGUGAUUGAUGACCCAGACACAGAUCACUUCUAUAUGGUUCUUGAGUAUGUGGAGGGAAAAUGGGAUUGUGAUGGUUCUGGACCACCUGGCGGCUUAGGGGAAGCUAUUGCAAGAAAAUAUUUACGAGAUAUUGUUUCUGGGCUAAUGUAUCUCCAUUCACAUAAUAUAGUACAUAUGGAUAUCAAGCCUCAAAAUCUUUUGGUCACACAAAAUGGCACUGUAAAGAUUGCAGACUUCAGUGUCAGCCAAGUAUUUGAGGGUGAUAAUGAUGAGCUACGCCGCUCUCCUGGAACACCGGUUAUAACUGCACCAGAGUGUUGCUUAGGUCUUACUUAUCAUGGCAAAGCUGCUGAUACAUGGGCCGUGGGAAUCACCUUGUAUUGCAUGAUAAUGGGAAAGUUCCCCUUCAUUGGAGAGACACUACAAGAGACCUAUGACAAGAUUGUUAAUGAUCCCAUCUAUGUCCCCGAUGAUCUUAAUUCACAACUCUGCAAUUUAUUAGAGGGACUCCUAUGCAAAGAUCCUGAUGAAAGGCUGACGUUAGAAAUGGUUGCUGAGCAUCCAUGGGUUAUUGGGGAAGAUGGGCCGCUCCCUGAGUUUUUAUGCUGGUGCAAGCAAAAUAGCUUGCAGGGGGAUAUGCAUAAAGUGGAUACUGAAGUACUUCCACAAGAUUUGGAUUCAAAAGCAGAAGGGGAAAGUUUAACGUUAUGACAAACCCAUUUUUGUUUUUGGCAGACGUUCAGUUUUGUGCUAUUUAUUCGCUCGUAUGCGCUUGUUUGUUUUUCUUAUACAUCAAUGAUGUUUAUGUAUGUUGUACAGUAGCAAAUGCUAGGAACAAUAUUAGUGAAAUUAACAUUGCGGAGAAGAGGAAAAGGAGGAAAGAGAGUAGAUUUAUGGGGGUGCUUUUUUGUGCGAAAGGAAAAUAUUUUUUAUUUUUUACUUUAUAUUGAUGAUAGCAUGAAUUUCUUUUA